Molecule: messenger RNA, 4678 nt
Organism: Triplophysa rosa
Lineage: Eukaryota; Metazoa; Chordata; Actinopteri; Cypriniformes; Nemacheilidae
Gene: abhd17ab
Product: abhydrolase domain containing 17A, depalmitoylase b
Exons: 5
Coding region: 313-1278 (321 amino acids)
Biological process (GO): protein depalmitoylation
Cellular component (GO): plasma membrane; endosome membrane
Molecular function (GO): palmitoyl-(protein) hydrolase activity
Source: RefSeq, a predicted model, not a curated record
AUCUACAACUGAAGUGGAAAAAACACACAACUCUGUUAGCUUACACCAGCAGAUGAAUACAUGUCAGGACGGUAGCCGGGAGUCGACUCAUCGCCGAAGACGGAUAACCUAAUAUUGAGUUUGAUUUCUAGCGCUACAUUUUAUCCUCGGAUGAGAUAUGUCUCCAGCGGAGCACAGACGUUUAUUUAUUGUUUGAGUCGUAGCUAGCGGGCUAACUCUCCUUUCCCCCCUAACUACGAGCUAGCUUCUUGGGUGUGAAAACAUAUAAAAUCCGGCAUUGGCAGGCUGUGGUCAAGAGAACGAAACUUGACAAUGAAUGGCCUUUCUGUGAGUGAGCUGUGCUGCCUGUUCUGUUGCCCCCCCUGCCCCAGACGCAUUGCUGCCAAGCUCGCCUUCCUGCCCCCUGAACCCACCUAUGCCCUCCUGCCCGAUCUGGAGGCCGGGCCGGUACCGGCCGGACCCACAGGGAAGUCGAGCCUUCGCUCCAGGGGAGGAGUUGGGAGUUCUGUAGGAGGAGGAAAUGCCACAGGGGAGGGGCGCUGGAAGCUCCACCUCGCAGAGCGGGCGGAAUUCCAGUAUUCCCAACGGGAACUGGAUGCCACGGAAGUGUUCUUGACUCGCUCAAGUCGGGGGAACAGAGUUGGAUGCAUGUACAUCCGCUGUGCCCCUUCGGCGAGAUUUACCGUGCUGUUCUCCCAUGGUAACGCUGUGGAUCUAGGCCAGAUGAGCAGUUUCUAUAUCGGCCUGGGCACUCGCAUCAACUGUAAUAUAUUCUCCUAUGAUUACUCUGGCUACGGGGUCAGCACGGGAAAACCGUCAGAAAAGAAUCUGUACGCAGACAUAGACGCAGCGUGGCAGGCUCUACGCUCGCGAUAUGGCAUCAGCCCAGAGAAUAUAAUUCUGUAUGGACAAAGCAUUGGCACAGUGCCCACGGUGGACCUGGCAUCCCGAUACGAGUGUGCGGCUGUGAUUCUUCACUCCCCUCUCACCUCUGGCAUGAGGGUGGCCUUCCCUGACACUAAGAAGACUUACUGUUUUGAUGCAUUUCCCAAUAUUGAGAAAGUGUCUAAAAUCACGUCUCCAGUGUUGAUCAUCCAUGGGACUGAGGAUGAGGUCAUCGAUUUCUCCCACGGCCUGGCCCUGUACGAGCGCUGCCCCAAGGCCGUGGAGCCGCUGUGGGUGGAGGGAGCCGGACACAACGACAUCGAGCUGUACAGCCAGUAUCUAGAACGCCUGCGUCGUUUCAUUGGGCAGGAACUGGCGGCACAACACGCCUAAGCUCUCCUCCGUCUCUGUGUUUCUCUCUUCAACUUGUCAUCCCACCAUACCCCAGUCUGAACGAGAGCGAGAUGGAUGAUCGUAACUUAUUGAAGGCUGCCAUUUUGUAUGGACGUCUUAUUAUCGGAGCAGCUUGACACAGAUGAGCUGCUUGGAUUUGUUAUAUUCAAUGUUUUCCUUUCUUCACCUUCGUUUUUCAUCUCCCUGUACUUGUGAGCGUGAGUGGAAACCCUGGGGGAUGGAAGCAGAAUUUCUCUGGGGCGAGGACGGAUCCUUUUCUGCCUGUUGAAGUCGUUCUCCGCACUCUAACCAGUGCAAGGAAAAAGCCAGACGCAGUUUUGUACCUCCGACCUGAGCAUUCGUCUGUACAGUGGUUCUCCGGCUUGUUCCCAUGAUGAAUCAGCCGAGAGAUCUUCACUUCCCACUUCUCAUCAGACGACCUAAAAUAGCUCAAUCCCAGCGCCAGCGCGCCUGGCAGUUUUCCAAAGCCUGGAUGGAAAGCGUUGACCCUGCCGGAGGGAUCAGAAUAAACAGGAUAUUUGGUGGUGGAUGAUUUUAAGUGUCCUAUACCAGUGCAAAAAAGCCGAUCUUAGCAUGGUGUCACCUCAACCUCCCUCCCCCUUUUUAGUUCAUUAAUGGAACCAUUUGGCUUCCUCGGGAUGGCUCUUGUGUCCAGGUGCGUGGGGUUUUUCUCUCUCGUAUUCGCUUUGGGAUGCUGACCUCUAUGUACAAAUGUGUUGCCCUCUGAUGAGUUUCCCUUUUUGUAAAAGAUGAACCGGCUUUUGGUAAAGUGACCUGGUCUACUCUGCUCCAGGCAAGGAAAGCUGGAAUCCUGGGACUUGGCCUUUGUCCCCAGCAGAUCAGUCCAUUUCUCUUGCUGUCUCCUCCCAUUCUUAGUAGUAUAUGAGGGUGUCCAUAACACCCUGAGGUGGAAGAGACCGGGAAGGUUGCCCAGUCAUCAUAUUUCAAUGAAACCGCUGUGGUUAGGAUUCAUCACUUGAAACACAGUACACUUGCUGCUCUCUGAGUAAAGCUAAUUUUCCAUAGAUCCAGCCAGAUCCAUACGUCAUGGUUAUGAACUGUCGGGCCAGUAGAAAGACUGAGGUUGGGGACUUCCCUGAAUCCAGAAUUUUGGCAUAGUGUUUUCACACGUCUACAGGACAGGAUCAGGCAGUUGAACCUGUUAAAGAAUAUAUAUUGUCAUUAUUUACUCAUGUCAAUCCAAACUUGUCUUAGUUGCCUUUACUGUAGAACACAAAGGGAGGAUUUUGUUAUAAUAUCCUGGUUAUUCUUUUCUAUUUAAUAAAGGUGGAAAUUGACUGUGGCUGGCAUGCAAACAUAUUGUAACGGUUAUAAAAUGUCUCAUUUUGCCAUGGAGAGCUAGGCUCGAUGUUAAGAUGUCAUAAUUUAAAUGUUGGUCUUUUUCUCAUCUUUUUGCUGUUUUUAUAUGGCUCUUCUUGUAAUUUUGGAGUUUGACAGCCCCAGUCCUUAUACACUGAAUUAUGGAAGAAAGUAUUCAAAUCCUUCUAAUGUUCCAGGUUUAGAUCGACAUGAGACACAGUUGUUGCACAACUGUCUUGCGGAUUAACAGUGUGAAAGCAAGUAACGCACAAACAUGGAUAGUAAUCGGUCUCCCCUGUGGCAAUGACAUGCAACUCGCAGCCAGUUUUUCCUGUUUGUGGUUAGAUGUGAAUGAUCUCCCUGUAAUAGAAAUGUUAUGUACUCUCAUACAGUUUGCAUUCAAGCUGUUAUCUCAAAUACAUCUGUUGUUCUUGGGUUUUUGUGUUGUUUAAACAAAUGCUUAAAUAAUGGGAGUUAUAAACCAGAUCAUGUAAGGCACAGUAUAUAAUUUAAAGAUUUUUUUAGGAUUAUGAAAAAAAUAUUUCUCUUUCCUUGUCAAAUUACUGGCUUAGUGGAACAUGUUAUUUUUCUAAAGGCUGUAAGCGGGAUUACUAUUGAUUGUAACUGACAUUUGGCACAACAAUGUGGUCAUUUGAAACCUUUUUAUGUGAUAUGGCUUUACUCUUUCUUCUUCCCCCUUAAGCGCUGUCAUCUCGAGUCAAGCUACUCAUCUUCAAAGCAUUUUCCUUAGAUAUGAUGAUGCAGCUAUGACUUAAAGUUAUCAGGUUUUAUGAUGUAUUGAAGAUCAAGACUAUUAAAGGCAAGAGGUUGAAAUCCGCUUUGAAAUCCCAGAAACACUAGCGCUGAGAUCAUUCAGUGAUGUCUUAUAGCUUUUCAACUGUGAAUUAACAAGAGAGCUGCUACAGAUCAAUUGAAUGGUCUCAAUUCAAUUAAAGGGCCAUAUCCAGUAAACGUUUGUUGUUUUUGAUGCAUAAAAGCUUACCAAGCCCUUUUAUUAAGAUAAGACACCACUUGACAUAACUUUUGCACUGUGGCUUCAUAACUAUUCUGAAUGCCACAUAAUUUAUUUUGCCUCAUUAACUGUAUACAUUGUCAGGGUGUUUUUCGCUGGAUUAAUAUUUGGAUUUUGUCAUCAGAGAGGUUGUUUGACUUUGGAGGAAAUCAUGUAAUAUGUUCCGUAAUUCUCUUUUCAACCCUUUUUUCCCCAAGUUACCCACAAAACCUGUUCUCAUGUUUUCCAGUACACCCGGUCAUGGGUUCUGUUCUGUUCAAACUUUAUUCCACUACUACACAAAGCACAGUGAUCAUUCUGUAUUUAAACAAAACACUCCGUUGGUUAAUAAUAACCAAAGCCUGUUUCCAACAAAUCUGAUUCCAUGUUCCAACAUGUAUUAGUUUAUAAAAUCUGUUGUUUGACACAAAGGGGCUUGUUCAUUCUCCAUUCUGACCAAAGAUGACAGGUGAUGGCAGCCCACUGCCAUUUGUCACCACAACUGGGAUGUGGACUGCAGAAGGAGGGGCCUCACUUGGCCUAUUCAGACAGAGCCAGGUCUCACACAAUACCGGCUGCUGUUAAAGCCAUCGAUGGGAUGUUUUGUCCAUCAUGUGGACUGUUGGUGUGUGUCUACCGCCAGUACGGCACAAGUGUUUGGAGGCCUGAAGCAAUACUGACUGAAUCAGAGGACUAGAUAUAUGGAUGCACUGUGCAUAUACACAACCCGGGGGGCACAUUGGUUUGAGGUGGGGCUAUCACCCAGAGGCGCCAUCAAACACAUUCAGAUACAAACUUUACUAAGAUUUUCUUGUUUAAAGGAUAUAAGUUAUAGAAUUGUCUUUUAAAACUAUCAGAUGUAUAACAUUGUUUGAGAAUCUUAAUCUUGAGAACCUGUUUUUUAUCUUAAUUGGUCAGGAGACAGAGUCAUGGGUGUGUUUUAUCUUAUAAGGCAUUAGUCUAAUGUUGUUGUUUUUAGUUUUAAAGAUGUAUUUCCUUUUCCAGAAUUAUUGAAAGUAUGAGAUCUUAGAAAAUAAAAAGAUGAAU